Messenger RNA from Neltuma alba, 1637 nucleotides. RefSeq names its product alpha-1,3-arabinosyltransferase XAT3. Gene Ontology annotation, molecular function: glycosyltransferase activity. Lineage: Eukaryota; Viridiplantae; Streptophyta; Magnoliopsida; Fabales; Fabaceae. The transcript has 3 exons. The record is from RefSeq and is a predicted model, not a curated record. Bases 133 to 1587 code for a protein of 484 amino acids.
AUAUGUUUCAAGUUUCUUCAACCCAGAAAUGGUCUCAGAAAACUAAAGUUUUCUGAGAAUCCUUCAAAAGAGAUUGAUUGAUCUAUCCAUUCAUUCAACUUAUUCCAUUCCAAUCUGAUCAGUUCUUUUAGGAUGGUGAAGAAGAAGAAUCCGGGAACGGCCGGCAUCGCAGUCGGGUGCCUUGCGGCGGCGUUCGUGUUUGUUUUAGUGUUGGAGAUGAAUUACUCGCCGCCGUCCACGGUGAGGCCUAUCAGACUGAGUCAAGCACAUCAUUCUCAAGCUGGCAAUACAAGUCGUGUAAAUGCAGAAUCAGGAGCGUCAAAAAUAGGGAUCCCAAUGGGACCGACGGUGAUCAAGCAAGAGCUGCGGGACCCACCUCCGUUGCCGCCUCCUAUUGCCAAAGCAAUCACAUGCGAUCGUUCUCGUUAUUUCUAUGACAUUUGCUCCAUUCAUGUCCCAACUGUGUUGGACCCCACUAUCUCCACUUUCUUCAUCAACCAUCCAUUGGCCACCCAUUCAACGGUUGAGAAAAUUCGCCCUUAUCCUAGAAAGUGGGAAAAUUUCACCAUGUCACGAAUCAAGGAAGUCACCAUCACAACUUCAAGCCAACCAAUCCCGAUUUGCCAUGUCACCCAUGUCUCACCGGCUUUAGUAUUUAGUGCGGGAGGGUACACUGGAAACUUCUUUCAUGAGAUGAGUGAUGGAUUCAUCCCUCUUUUCAUCACCGUCAAUUCUAUUUUCAAUCAAAAUCAAGACGUUGUGCUUGUUAUCUCAAAAGCUCGUGAUUGGUGGGUUAGAAAAUACAUAACUUUGUUGCAGAAAAUUAGCAAGCACCAGAUUAUUGUCUUAGAAAAUGAUACUUCCCUUCAUUGUUUUCCCUCAGCCACUCUUGGCCUCAUAUCCCAUGGAUUUCUAGCCAUAAAUCAAGAUCGAAUGCCCAACUCAAAAUCAUUAGAUCAUUUUCACGAAUUCUUAGGCGAAGCUUUUAGGACAAAUAAUAAUGAUCAUUCUCUUAUUAUCCCCAGUAGACCUCAACGGCCACGUGUUGUGCUUAUGAACCGGCCAUAUGGAAGCGGACGUGUGUUGUUAAACAUGAAACAAGUCAAAUUAGAAUUGGAAAAAGUAGGUUUUGAUGUCAUUGUGUUUGAACCAACACCUACAACUCCAUUACACCAAUCUUUUGCACUCAUUAAUUCAAGUCAUGCAAUGAUUGGCAUUCACGGUGCAGCCCUAACCCAUUUAUUGUUUCUCCGGUCGGGAGCAACGUUCAUCCAGGUAGUACCACUCGGAACAGAGUGGGUGGCUGAGGCAUGUUUUGGGAAUGCAGCUAGGGCAAAGGGAUUGGAAUAUAUAGAGUAUAGGAUUACGGCUGCAGAGAGUAGUCUCCUAGAAAGAUAUGGGAAGGAAGAUAUGAUAAUCAAGGACCCUAUUGGAUUCUUGAAGGGAAAAUCUUGGUCAAGCGGAAUGAAAAUUUAUUUGAAGGAGCAAAAUGUGAGAUUGGAUUUGGCGAGGUUUAGGAAGUAUUUGAAGGAAGCCUAUCACAAGGCAAAAGAGUUCAUGGAUAAUGAACCCACAAGACAAAAUUGAGGGGAAAUUAAACAAUAUUAUUUCAUGUGCAUUAAUGUGUAUCCUUAUUU